This is a messenger RNA of Lodderomyces elongisporus, 1956 nucleotides long. It is a transcript of the gene MEX67, whose product is annotated as Mex67p. Gene Ontology annotation, biological process: poly(A)+ mRNA export from nucleus. Gene Ontology annotation, cellular component: nucleus. Lineage: Eukaryota; Fungi; Ascomycota; Pichiomycetes; Serinales; Debaryomycetaceae. The coding region runs from base 1 to 1956 and encodes 651 amino acids. The record is from RefSeq and is a predicted model, not a curated record. The transcript has a single exon. Gene Ontology annotation, molecular function: RNA binding; protein binding.
AUGAGUUACCGCGGAAGAGGACGAGGUGGUGGAUACAACAAUAACUACCACAACUCUCAAGGUAGAAACUCAUCGGCGAAUUACCAGCAAAAUGUUGACUCGUUUGCUGCAGCCAAUGCAUACCCCAUCGAAAUAAUGGGUUGGAACGGCGCAAGUCUGACUGAAUGUAUCAAUUUUAUAUCACGAAAAUGUAAAGUCACAGUAUCCAACUAUUCGGUGGAUAAAAACACCGGCGUAUUACGAGGCUAUGUGAGAAAUGAGUCUCAAGCGAACGAAUUGGUGAAUUGGUCUGGUGUCAAGUUUGCAGGCCAAUCGUUGAGAUUCACCAAAGGACCUUCAGCAUUGCUGGACAAGAUGGGAGGUAACUCUUCAACUGGUUCAGGUUCAACGAUUGAGACAAUUACCAAUUUUUUGAAAUCGAGGUACCAACCGGAGUUGCGAAUGUUAAACUUGAGUAGUGUCAAACAAGAUCCAAAUUUGAACAAUCAGGGUUUCUUUGGCUCCGUUUCUUUGACGUCGAAGUUCUUCCCAGCAUUGAUGAAAAUAGCUCUGGACUUGAAACUCGAUGUUGUGAGCGUAGAUUUAUCAAAUAACGAAUUGAGUGAUUUAUUAUCACUUAGUUCCAUGGCACAAACAUUCCCUCGAUUACAAAACCUCUCGCUAGUUAAUAAUCGCUUUUCAAAAAUCAAAGUUUUUGAAACUUGGAGACACAAGCUAAAUUUUCUUCGCGAGCUUGUACUUUUCAAUAAUCCAUUAGUGCAAACAACCAAUCCCACUGAAAUACAGAGUAUUAAACUAGAGUUGAUGAAAAGUUUUCCCAGGCUCGUUGUGUUGAAUGGAGAAGUUUUGAGAAAUGAACAAAUUCUUAAUGUCAAUACUACAUUCCCAUUUGAGAACCCACAAACAAUGUUUUUCCAAGACGAUGAAGUGAAAACAAUAUCAACAAAUUUCAUAACUAAUUAUUUGAACUUAUGGGAUAGUGAUCGUGCCAAUUUAAUGGUGCUCUACCAAGGCGAAUCACAAUUCUCCAUGCAGUUAGACUCGUCACACCCAUUCUUGAUAGAUGAUUCCAAUAGCAACGCAUCAACAGAUUAUGGAAACUACCUCAGCAACUCGAGAAAUUUGGCGCGUAUUUCAUCAGCAAAAACGCGAACGGAUAAAGUAGCCAAAGGUCCUGAAGCCAUAUAUAAACAAUUUCAGCAGUUGCCAAAGACAAAACAUGAUAUAGCGAAUAAACCCGAGGAAUUUAGUAUGGAAUGCUACAAGUUCGCACCUCUUGGUGGUAUCUUGAUAACUAUACAUGGUUCAUUCGAAGAGACUGCGCAACCAGAGGUUCAUGGACACCAAGAUUCGCAUUCUAGAGGCGGUAAUUCAAAUCGAUAUCAAAGUUAUAACCGGCCCAAGAAGGUUGCAUUGUCAAAGAAAAACUUUGAUAGGACAUUCUUGGUUUUCCCUGGUCCUAAUGGGAGUAUGAUUGUGGCAAGUGAUUUGCUUUUGAUAAGACCCUAUACGUCUGAUUCACCAUGGAAGCAACAGCCACAACAGCCACAACAGCCACAGCAGUUGCAACAAGCACAACAAGCACAACAAACACAAGUACAAGUACCCAACCCAAUACAUCCGUCUCCAGUAGGUGCUCCACAACUCAACGCAAUACCUCCAAUCGCUGGUUUGAGUCCUCAACCAGUACCAUCAACGAAUGGUGGUGUUAAUGCCGGUGUUGGUGUUGGAGCUGGCGCACCUUCUGCCACACCUACUGUGAAUGACCUCCCCGCAGAGUUAAAGACCAGGUUGCAACCUUUGCAACAAGAAGUAUUAGUAAAGAUAAUUCUCGAGACGAAACUUAAUUUACAAUACGCAUUGAUGCUCUGUGAGCAAAGUGCAUGGAAUUACGAGCAAAGCAUAGUGAAUUUUAAAAACUCGGCAGGCUCUUUACCAAGUGACGCGUUUGUUUAG